GCAUAUUUUAUGACUUCACUGAAGGUGUCUCUUAUCUUUUAUAUGUUUAUAAAAUAACAGAGGUCGAAGUGAUUUCUGUGUGUUGUGUAAGAUCAUAAAACCCUAUAUGUUGAUUAAAAACAGAUUAAUAGUAUAUGUUCACUGUUCUCAUGUUGCCUUUUAUUGGCAAGACCUGAAUUAAAACAUCUUAAUUUUAGUCAGAAAGACUUCAGACUUUAGACUGCAACCAUACAACAGCAAUAAAAAUAUAUGCAUUAAAUACGCAAGAGACACAAAAUGGCCACAGAGAGACACAAAGGGUGACAAAGAAACUCAAAACAACUACGAAGAGAUGCAAAAGGGCCACAAAGAACCUAAAAAUGACCACUAUAAGAUCCGACGACAAAGAGCUUUGUGACUCUUUCAGUCUGGGGGUCCUGAAUAGCAGUGGUGGGGAGCCUAUUACCUGUCUGUGCCCAGGGUCCCAUUUUCUCAUCAUCCGUCCGUGGGCUACUUGUGCCUUUCAGCUCAGCUGGCACAUGCACAUCUCCUGACCUUUGGUUAAACCUGUCAGAGCUGCGCCCCUUCAGAUGAUAAACCCCUCUAUUGUUUGGCUCUAUCUCUCUCCUCAUCUGUCUAUCCCUCCCCCCUCUCUGUACCUUUACAGUUACCUUCCUCUCUUUCCCAAUAGCUUCAUCUGCCUCUCUGUCAAGGAUUGUGAUCUCUUUGGUGUUGAGUUAAUGUUUGAUAUGCUACCAGAGAUAUAAAGACUAAAUUGGAGUUCAUAUCAGCCUCAUUACCUCAGUGGUUCCCUGUGGAGCACAUCUCUUCUUUUCUUCACUCGUGCUUCACCGUUAACCCACCUGACCUUGGUGUGCAGCUUAAUUUUUUCCUUCCUGCUCCUCUGUCUUGUUUAAAUAGCUGGUGUUUGUCUUGAUCAGCUGUCUGCUCUGAGUUACCAGGGAGACUUCUGGGUAGUUUUAUUGCCGCCGGGUUGCUUGUCAGUUUUGCCAGGAGAAUCAUGGGUAGUUGGUUGAAGUGGCUGUGGUACCACAGAAACUACAUCAUCAUCCCCGUCACUCCGCUGGUGCUCCUUCCCCUGCCCCUCUGCAGUCCUACAUCGCAAGCGAGAUGUGGUUAUGCUAUCAUCCUCAUGGCUCUGUACUGGUGUACAGAGUGCAUGCCUCUGGCUGUGACUGCCCUACUGCCAGUCGUCCUCUUUCCUAUGAUGGGCAUCAUGACGGCUGGAGCGGUCAGUAUUGAAUAUCUGAAAGACUCUAACAUGCUGUUCAUCGGUGGCCUAUUGGUGGCAAUCGCAGUGGAGCAGUGGAAACUCCAUAAGCGCAUCGCUCUCCGAGUUUUGCUGCUGGUUGGUGUUCGUCCAUCCCUGUUAAUGAUGGGCUUCAUGAUCGUCUCGUCCUUCCUGUCCAUGUGGAUCAGCAACACGGCCACCACAGCCAUGAUGCUGCCCAUCGCCCACGCCGUGCUUCAGCAACUGAAAGCUACCGAGGUCCAGGCGGAUGAACGAGAUUUCCAGGCUGCAGCCGAGGACAACCAUGCAUUUGAGCUUGAGAUCAGACAAACUAAACAUGAGAUGGCCAACGAGAAACAUCCAGACAGCAAGGCUCCGCAGGAGGACAGAGUGGAUGACCCCGAGCGGAGUCCACAGUCACUGCAGGAGUCCAGGAGACAGGCGAUGGAUGCAAAGUACAACCUCCUGACCAAAGGGAUGAGUCUGAGCGUGUGUUACUCUGCAAGCAUUGGAGGCACGGCCACGCUCACCGGCACGACCCCAAACCUCAUCCUCAAGGGUCAAAUUGACAAGAUCUUCCCUGGAAACGGUGACGUGAUCAACUUUGCCAGCUGGUUUGGCUUUGCUUUCCCCAACAUGGUGAUCAUGCUGGUGCUUUCCUGGCUGUGGCUGCAGUUUAUUUUCCUGGGCUUCAACCUGAAGCAGUCUUUUGGCUGUGGCACAAAGAACGACAGAGAUAAGGAGGCGUAUGCAGUGAUGAGGGCAGAGUACAAUAAGCUGGGGCGCAUGAAGUUUGCUGAGUGGGCAGUCCUCACCAUCUUCACCCUGCUGGUGGUCCUGUGGUUCACCAGGGAGCCGGGUUUCAUCGAUGGCUGGGCAACAGUGCUUUUCAAUAAGGAGGGAGACUUUGUGUCGGACGGAACCGUCGCCAUCUUAAUGUCGAUGCUCUUCUUCGUCAUCCCCUCCGAGAUGCCCAGGACUGGGGGCUAUGGUUACAAUGAAGCAGGUAAGAUGGUGAACUCUCCCCCCACUCUGCUGAACUGGCAGGUGGUCCACGAGCGAAUGCCCUGGAACAUCAUCCUGCUGCUGGGAGGAGGCUUUGCUCUGGCUGCUGGCAGUGAGGAGUCAGGUCUGUCCACGUGGUUGGGAGAAAGUUUGACACCUCUGCAGAAAAUUCCCCCCUUUGCCAUCUCGUUGCUGCUCUGCUUGCUGGUGGCGACAUUCACAGAGUGCUCCAGCAACACAGCCACUACCACCCUGUUCCUGCCCAUACUGGCCUCAAUGGCCACAGCAAUCAAGAUACACCCGCUGUAUGUGAUGCUGCCCUGUACCAUUGCUGCCUCUCUGGCCUUCAUGCUGCCUGUGGCCACACCACCCAACGCAAUCGCCUUCUCCUUUGGAAACCUCAGAGUCAUGGACAUGGUGAAAACUGGCUUCAUGCUGAACCUCAUUGGGAUUUUGUCCAUUAAUUUAGGCAUCAAUACCUGGGGGUAUGCCAUGUUUGACAUGGGCACCUUCCCUCAGUGGGCCAACAUUACACAUACCAAACCUUGAGUAAGGAGGGACAAAGAAAGAGAGAGAUGGAGAAAGAGCAUGACACAGAAUUUGUUUUUAAAGCGCCUGAAAACCUGUCUAAGUGAAAAUAUUUAUACGUUAAUAAGAAACAAUCAAAGUAAAUGAAAAAACAAAUUUAGGUUUAGGCUUUUUUUGUCAAUUGUUAAUUGUCAAAACUCCUAAACCUAAUGUAAACCUUUCUAAUUUUGGCAUAAAAUAGUGCAUUCUUGUAGGAUCCUUGGUUCAUAAAAAGAAGCUGAUGAGAAAAAAAAGUUUUCAAGCCCUUAAAGGGAAAGGAGAGAAAGCCACUUUUAUUUUCAAGAGCUAUAGCUAAGUCCUCGAUUAUUCUAUAAUGAGAAGAGGUAGAAGGGAAUUGGCUACGGUAAAUUAGUAAAGAAAAUAAAGUUUAAAGAUGAACCUGAUUAAAAACAAAACACUUCAUUUGUUUAGACCUAAUUGCACUCAGCAGUGAUGUACUGCUACAUCAUUGUGCACAACUUCAUAAAAACAAUUACAACCAGACUGAGAUCAUUUCCUCGUUUCAUUCCAGUGACUUAACAAAACUGGAAUGGUGUUUUUUUUUCCCCCUAAAAAAAAAAAGACUGAGGUCAUUUCCUUGUACACUUUUCCCUGAAUGCGGUCAUCUCAUUAAGCUAUUUAUCAUUUACAAAAUCACGCACAAGUGCGGUACACUGUUCGUUUGAGUGAUGGUUUAAAAUAAUGAGAUUUCUCUGAGUUAUGUGUUUACAGACACCGUGUAAAUGAGCUGAAAUUUAAUUAAUUGUAUCAGUUAAUUUAACUUAUUACCGUGGUCCUUUUGUUGGACCUGAAGUCUUUGGUUUUUGUUGCAUAUUUUAUUUUUUGUCAGUGUUUUUGUCACACUGUUUUUACCGUGAGCAAGUACCAACUCUAUACCCAUAAGCCACAACAUUAACUGGUUUUAAUGUUGUGGUUGAUGGGUGUAGAGUGCUUGUUAUUUGUUAACACUAAAGUGGCAGACUUUAGGUGAUUAUUUGCAUACCUAGAGGGGAACUUUUUUCUUUAUAUUAAACAGGAUAUACACUCAUGAGGCAGAUAUAGAUUAAAGCUAUUAAAGGAAUAGUUCAGCAUUUUGGAAAUCGCUCUUAUUCUCAUUCUUGUCAAGUGUUGUAGAAGAGAAUAUUGAUACCAAUCUCAUGUCUCCAUGCUAAAUAUUAAACUACCCCAUCAGAAUAUUAGCUUAGCUUAGCUCUAACUCGAGGCAAGAAAAGAAAGGAGCGUAAUUCCAAAAAUGUCAAACUAUUUCUUUAACAAACCUGCUCCAGUAACUACUGGGACAUGUGCACAAACUUGAGGUGACCUUGAAAAAAUGUCUUUAAGCACUGAGGAAGGUAAAGCACAGAAGGCGUUCAAAUCAAUAGCAGGAAGGUGUUACUAACAUUGUGUACAGUGAGCACAGAUGAAAAGGUUGGUUGAAGGAUAACUUUGAGAUAAGAGGCUGCCAACAGGAUACAAAUUGUAGUAGAGGUCAGUUGCUAUCAUGUUUAUUACAGGUGAAUGUAAUAAACUGUAGAUGCAGAGUGAGAGAAAGAACGUCCCAGCAGAGUACAGUUUUUUCCACCUCACAUUUUUCUGUACCGGAGUGAAUACGUUUGUAUUCUGAAAAUAAAGCAU
Toxotes jaculatrix (banded archerfish) is the source of this 4438-nucleotide messenger RNA. It is a transcript of the gene slc13a2, whose product is annotated as solute carrier family 13 member 2. Gene Ontology annotation, molecular function: transmembrane transporter activity. Gene Ontology annotation, cellular component: membrane. Gene Ontology annotation, biological process: monoatomic anion transmembrane transport. Bases 1001 to 2785 code for a protein of 594 amino acids. The transcript is spliced from 12 exons. NCBI's taxonomy places the organism in Eukaryota, Metazoa, Chordata, Actinopteri, Toxotidae. The record is from RefSeq and is a predicted model, not a curated record.